AUGACUGGUAUCAUCGUGAAUGGCAACGACACUACGACUUACAAGUAUCAUGUCGAUGGUACCAAAGCACAAAAGGUGGCCAUCAACCGUGUCGCUGAGGAGUUUGAGGUUUCUCGUGAACGCCUUGAGACCAUUAUCCAACAAUUUGUUGCCGAGAUGAAGAAGGGAUUAAAUCAUGAAGGUGCUACGGUCCCCAUGAUUCCUAGCUUUGUUACAGGUCGUCCAACAGGUCAAGAGAGAGGAAAGUACCUUGCUUUGGAUUUGGGUGGCACCAACUUGCGUGUGUGUCUUGUUGAGCUCAAGGGCGAUGGCGAGUAUAGCAUUGAGCAAGAAAAGUUCAAGGUGGAUGAUAGCUAUAAAACGGGUGAAAUGACAGACCUGUGCGAUUUUAUUGCGGGGUGUGUGGAGUCAUUUGUCAAGGACAAGAUCCAAGAUACGCCUGGGGAAGAUUUGCAAAUGGGUUUCACCUUCUCGUUCCCUGUAUUGCAAACAGCAAUCAAUCGUGGUGUGCUCAAGCAAUGGACCAAAGGCUUUUCUUGCAAGAAUGCUGUGGACAAGGAUGUCACUAUUUUGCUUCAAGAUGCUCUUCGGAAACGUGGUGUACCCGUUAACAUUGCAGCACUCGUCAAUGAUACUGUGGGCACCCUCAUGGCUUAUGCUUAUCGACAUCCCGAAACCACUAUGGGUGUCAUCAUGGGUACAGGCACCAAUGCAGCUUAUUACGAAAACAUCAACAAUAUUGGCAAAUGGAAAGGACCUGCUGGUACAGGUGAAAUGGUUGUCAAUAUGGAAUGGGGAGCUUUUGACUGCGAACGUGUGGUGUUGCCAUUGACACCCUAUGACAACAAGGUGGAUCGUGAAUCUCGCAACGUGCAUCAACAGCUUUAUGAAAAGAUGAUCUCUGGCAUGUACUUGGGAGAAAUUGCUCGCAAUACCAUCCUUUCCUUGGUUGACAACCUUUUGCUUUUUAAUGGUGAAUCAUCCUCUUUGCUCAACACUCAAUGGGGUUUUGAAACGGCCUUUGUCACUGCUAUUGAAAGCGAUUUGACGGAAGACUUGCGCCAUAUCAAGGAGAUUCUUGAAAAGACCGUUGGUAUCCCAUCCACUACAUUGGCUGAUCGACAAAUGGUCAAGUUGAUUUGCGACUUUGUGGGUCGUCGUGCAUCACGUUUAGCAGCCUGUGGCCUUGCCAGCGUCUUGUCCCACUGUGGCUACCUUGAAAACUUGCAACAAAAAUGCGUUGUUGCUGUGGAUGGCUCCUUGUUUGAAAAGUAUCCCAACUUUGAAUCCAACAUUGUUGAGGCCUUGAAGGAAUUGUAUGGAUCAGACACUGUGGAUAAGAUCAAGUUGUCUCAUGCUAAGGAUGGUUCUGGUCUUGGUGCUGCCAUUAUUGCCAUGGUUGCUCACAAGAAUGCUUGUGAUAUGAAUUAA
Molecule: messenger RNA, 1431 nt
Organism: Lichtheimia ornata
Lineage: Eukaryota; Fungi; Mucoromycota; Mucoromycetes; Mucorales; Lichtheimiaceae
Exons: 4
Coding region: 1-1431 (476 amino acids)
Biological process (GO): intracellular glucose homeostasis; glucose 6-phosphate metabolic process; glycolytic process
Cellular component (GO): mitochondrion; cytosol
Molecular function (GO): fructokinase activity; D-glucose binding; glucokinase activity
Source: RefSeq, a predicted model, not a curated record